This is a messenger RNA of Cuscuta europaea, 4531 nucleotides long. The record is from the annotation of a GenBank genome assembly. NCBI's taxonomy places the organism in Eukaryota, Viridiplantae, Streptophyta, Magnoliopsida, Solanales, Convolvulaceae.
AUAAUACUUAGAGAGAUAAUUGUAAGUAGUGUAUUCAAUGUAUUCAGCCUGAUUGUUCUUCCAAGAGUUACAUGAAUUUAUAAUACAAAAUUGAGACAAGAAAUAUUCGGGCGACGUGGUCGCCAUGCCUGAACUGACGUGUCACCAUCUUCUGAUUUGUAGGACUGAUUGCGAGUUGACCCGUGAUCUUCAAGAUUUGUUGUUGGUCACGUAGAUUCUGGGAAGUAGCAUCAUGCAUGUGCGAUGGUCUUGAGCGCUUGUGCAGCACGUGCGUUGAGGCUCACCAUGUGAUGCUCAGCAGGCCAUAUUCAAAUCCCAUGGUAGAGGUAAGAGUGUGUCGUGUUCAGCAUGUCACGUCUAAGCCUCAUUGUAAAGAUAAGAUCACGUCAUGCCCAGCGCGCCAUAUAUCUUUGUAAAUGUAACUCCAUGUUUCUCAUCCCGAGUAUGCUGACCAUGUAUUUCCUUGGGCCUGAUGUUCCUGUUCGUCUCGUCCAUCUCAUUUACGGGCUCAGUCCGCAUUCAAUCGGGCUUACCAUAUUGGGCUGGCAUUUAUGUCAUCACAAGCCCCCCACUUCCCGAGCCGAGUAAUAAAUCGAUGAGAGGAAGUAUACAUCAACUACUCAAAUAAAAUCAUAUUAUGCCACAUAAGACCACCAUCUCAUCUGCGUUAAACACGUUCAUGCCGAGUGCGUCGCUUAGAGUAGUAUGCCAAUGAUCCUCACUUCUGUCUGUGGUGAGCAUGUCACCCCUAGGGUGUUACACCAAGAAAUAAAUAAGUUGCACAUGUUGAUCAAGGCACCCCCAAGGCGUGCUGAGCAUGUCACUCAUAAUGUUUUACACCAAAUAAUAAAUAAGUAAUACAUGCUGGCCAUGGCACCCACACGGCCCGCUGAGCCUGUCACUCAUAAUGUGUUAAAUCAAGUAAUAAAUAAACCGGGUACGCUGACCAUGUCAUCCCCAAGGCCCGUUGAGCACAUCGUCCCUGAGACCCGUCAAGCAUGUCUCUCAUAAGGUGUUAUACCGAGUAAUAAAUAAACCGUGCACGCUGACCAUGUCACUCCAGAGGUAUGCUGAACAUGUCAACCAUAAGGUGUUAUACCAAAUAAUAAGUGACUGUCCAUGCUGAGCAUGCUACUCAGGUAGUACACCAACGGUCUUCAUUUUUUCAUGCUGACCGUGUUACCCGAAAAAUAAUCUCAUAGUGAGCAUGUCACUCAUAAUGUGUCACACCAAUAAUUACACCUUAUAGGAUGACCAUGUUAUCUCAAGGCAUGCUGAGCCUGUACUUCAAAGUAGAGAACGAAUAACCCUUAAUUCAUACAUGGUGAGCACGUACGUUACUCCAACUCCUCAUCCCAGAAUCAUUUCGCCAAUGCUUACCAUGUCAUGAUAUUAUUACUCCAUCAUUUUUAUCCAAUCAUAAAUUUACAGAGACAUGUAAUUGAUAGUUGACUCAAAUCGUUUUUCAAUUUUGAAGGACCAAUAUACCAAGCAAGAUUUAUUCCAGCCGCCCAGGAGAAACUAUUUACCAACCGUGCCGGGAAAGCUCAAUGUCGGCACCCUGAUACGGACCCUUUGCCGCCCAGCCCGUCGCUUGCACGCUGUCCGCCACCAAGUGUGGCCGAUUUCCUACCAGCCAUCUUCAGCAUCCGCGCUACCAGGUCUCCGAGCUCUGCUGUCCAUCAUCGCCCGUACGAGGGGCUUCCCGCAAGGUCGUCCGUUGUUUGUUGUCACCUAGGUUCACUGGUUCAUGGCCUCGCUUUCCUAUCUCUGUUAGUCAUUCCAGGUGCCUUGCUAUUGAAAGGUUACUGGUGCUGCAAUUGCUUAGGCGUCUGGGACUGUCGCCUGGGUUUCGAGCUUCGUCCCUUAGCCACAGUUGGAUGUCCUAAUUAUUCCACGACCUGGAGAUUUGGGCAGCGUACUUACCGGCCAGGUAGACCUCCGGGUCUGCUGCUACUCUCCUUCAACCUCUCGUCGGUACUCCCCCAGCGGCCAGCGAGGUCAUCGCCGCAGGUUGCCAACGCCGCUGCUACCAAUCAUUCUUUGCCGCUCGUUCCCCAUAGGUACGUUCUUCUCUCCACCUUAUCCCUUCUCUUUUUUAAUGUUGACUUCUUUUUUUAGAUUUUACUUAUAUUCUUGAUUUUGACUUGGUCAUUUUACUUUUGCUUCUCUUACGAAAUAUUAAUUUUUUUUUGAAAUGUUAGUACGUAGUACCUAAUUAGCCAUCACUAUUGAAUCGCCCUUUUAGAAGAUGAUUUCCCCUUUAUUUGUAUAUAACUAGUUUUUGAUUUUUUUUUGUAAUUAAUCAAUGAUUUUUCAUUUUUUUAAUUAGCUGCUGAUUCCUUUUUCUUCAGUAAUUAGCUGCUGAAAUGUACUACCUUCAUUCUUAAAUAAAUGCAUCAUGUGAAAUUUUACACUAUUCACAUGGUCUACUUUGACUACAUUUUAUUUAUUAAUGUAUGAAUAUGUUUUUAUGAAAAAAUAUUGUUAAAUUUGUCUCAUUGUAAAUUUUGAAUAUCUAAUAAUAUUUUUAUUUCUAAGUAUUUUUAACUUUUUUUUACUAAUAUCAAUUUAUAUAUAUUAAUGGUCACAGUUGUGUCUCCGCAAGUGUGAAAUAUUGAUCGUUGCAUUUAUUUAAGAGCGGAGGAAGUAUUUUAUUUUAUGUUUUGCUAAUUUCUAUUUAUUUGUAUUUUAGCUUUCCGUAUCUUAUGGAUGUACUGGACUCCAUAGACUUAAGAGAUCUCCCGGAACCGGUUAAUGGAACGACUUUAGAAAAUGUACCUUGGAUAGAUGAUAUUUCUGACACUGAGGUAGUUAAUCCAGAGCCUUCAAUAGUUGACUUGGUGAGACCGAAAAAACGUCGCCCUCGUGGGCUAUACACCCCUUUGGAUGCGACUCAAAUUGAAUCGUGUAAAUCACGACUCUCGAUUUCUGAGUUUGAGAGAUGUCGGAAUCUUUUCCGGCCCGACGUUACCAUGCUCCGCCCGAACCAAGAUGACGUAGUCACUGAGCCCCCUGAGGGUGAUUUUUUCGGGAUACAUACCCUCUCCAUGAGACUAGGAUUUAGGCUCCCCAUGCAUCCUUUCAUCAUCGAGUUCCUAGGUGCGCUUGAGAUUCCUCCGUGUCAGCUCACCCCAUUUGGUCACCAGUACCUGGUGGCAUUUUUGGCCCGGUGUAAGGAGAUCAAGGCUAAGCCGUCUCUAGAUCUCUUUAAGCACCUGUUCAGGAUCGGUCAAUGCUCCCGAGCUAAUAAUCUGUCAUGGGUAUCUGUUUCCCAACGUGCCCAUCUUGACGCAUGGAAAGUCUCGCACGGAAAAAUUAAGAAUUGGAAGGAAGAAUUCAUCUUUGUGUCUACCGGGCAUGCUCUCUCUUUCCCCACAUGGUUCAACCCUAACUAUAGAAAGUUUGCACGUCCCAUUCUUUCUGCCGAUGAGGAGUUGUGGUCAGAAAAGUUCUUAGCGGGCGGACCGUUUAGCAUUUCCACAUACACUACCGAGGACCAUUUGAGCAGACUUGGUUUCCUCACCUCGGGCUUGUGCUCAUCAUUGGACAUCCUCGUCCCCCUUUCUUUAGGCCCAGGUAUGACGUCCCGUGCGGAGAGGUUCAAGAAGAUGGCUGCGGUAAGGGUCACAUGCGUCUGCUCAAGACCCGCCGAGCAAGAAGCACAAGGCCAUACUACCUUCCUCGCAAGGUGAAGGUGUCUCGUCCCCUUCUAUGCUCAUAACCGAUGACUCGGUUACCCAAGAGAUACGGUGCAUCACCUGGAGCACUAGUGGUGCUCGUGAUGUCAUGCUCAGGGAAGGUGUGAAGAGUGUGGCUGAUGGACCGCUGGAGGAUGAUUGUCUUCAUGUCUCUGCAGAGCUUGUGUUGAAGAUCUCCGGGAAGAAUCGUCAGCAUGUUUUGCGCGAGCAAGAGCUAUUAAAGUUGCUCUCUGAAGAGCGGGCUGCACAUAAGAGAGUGAUUGAAGCUCACAAGGCCAGGGAGGCGCAUGAGAGGGAUGCUCACGCUGCCGAGUUAAUCAAGGUCCGCGCUGAGCGGGAAGACUAUAUUGAUUCCCACCUAAAAGAGAUUGCUGAACGUUGGUUAAAAACUCCCGCCGGCAUCGACAGACUUGACAAAGACGGUUUACUGUGCUAUAAUUUGGGGGAAUAUACCAAACAACAGGAAAUUUAUGUUGUUUUGAGGGCUCAGCAUGGCGCCUCAUGCAUUGCCGAUUGGGGGCUUCCUUUUGAGAUUCCUAACCCAGAGCCUGAGAAUGUUGACCCUUCUUCUAGAGUCGUUCCCUCUGGUGACUCCAUAACUUCCGAAGAAGUAGCAAUGCUGGGGUUUUUAGCUUGAGUGAUCCUUUCUUUGACCAUCUCCAUGCCUUGGAGAGUGUUAGAGUUAGACUACCAUAACAUGGUCUGCAUGUUUUUCUUUUUCUUUAGCACCUAAUUUGUUAGACCGUUUUUUGAAUCUCAAGCAAACAAUUAUCUUGACAAUGUAAUAUUUCCCUUUAAUAUCGGUUUUUUUUAAAAAAAUAUUGUUCCCC